Messenger RNA from Closterium sp. Yama58-4, 195 nucleotides. The record is from the annotation of a GenBank genome assembly. Lineage: Eukaryota; Viridiplantae; Streptophyta; Zygnematophyceae; Desmidiales; Closteriaceae.
ACUUCCUUCCUGUUCCAGAUUCUCAUACCUCUUUUCUCUGUCCCCGCAUCAUUCCCCCAUCCGUCCCCCAUCCCUCCACUCAUCUCUCCACCAUCCCUCCCCCAUCCCUCCCCCGUCCUCUCCCCCGAUCCCCCCGCCGCUCCACCGCAGAUACUCCCCCGAGCUCUGCUUCCUGCUCACCAAGAUGCUCUCUAA